UUGCUCGCCCGGCGCCUGCGGAGGGAGCGGCGGCGGCGGCGGCGCGGGGGGAGCGGAGCCGAGCGCAGCCGAGCGGAGCGGCCGCCCGAGCGCCCGGGGCUCCCACCGCCCGCCGCGCUCCGACCAUUCCCGCCGGGCAGCCGCGAUGUGCGGGGGGAUGGCGGCGCGGGGUCCGGGCGGGCCGCGGUGCUGGCAGAACCGGCGGGCGCGGCUGCUGUGCAUGCUGGCACUCACCUUCCUGUUCUUCGUGGUGGAGGUGGCGGUGAGCCGCGUCACGUCGUCCCUGGCCAUGCUCUCCGACUCCUUCCACAUGCUCUCGGACGUGAUGGCCCUUGUCGUGGCGCUGGUGGCCGUGCGCUUCGCCCAGCGCACCCGCGCCACCAAGAAGAACACGUUCGGGUGGGUGCGGGCCGAGGUGAUGGGCGCGCUCGUCAACGCCGUGUUCCUCACGGCCCUCUGCUUCACCAUCCUGCUGGAGGCCAUCGAGCGCUUCACCGAGCCCCACGAGAUCCAGCAGCCGCUGGUGGUCAUCGCCGUGGGAGUGGCGGGGCUCAUCAUCAACCUGCUGGGGCUCUGCCUCUUCAACCACCACGGCGUCGGGGGCCACGGGCACGCCCACGGGCACGGGCACUCGCACGGCGCCCGGCAGCAGCACCCCCGCGCCGGCCCCAAGCCCGAGCCGCCGCCCGGGGACGGGGAGGCAGCGCUGCACCGCGAGGAGACCAGCACCUUGGUGGAGAACUGCAGCAGCUCCAACGGGGUCAGCCAGGAGAAGCUGGGUGAUAUGAAAGAUGACAUGGCUGACCUACAAGUGAACGGGAAUGCUGGCCAUUAUCCUCUGGAUGAAGAGGAGGUUGAAGAAGACUCUAGUGCGCAACUUAACAUGCGUGGAGUUUUUCUGCAUGUUUUUGGAGAUGCCUUAGGUUCAGUAAUUGUGGUAGUGAAUGCCUUGCUCUUUUAUGGGUUGUGGAAUCCAUGCCCUGAAGAUGGGCCUUGCUUUAAUCCAUGUAUCAAUAAUCAUUGCAUGGAAAAUGCUACUUUAUUCCAAACACUUGGGAGAGCUAACAAGUCUGAGCAAGAGGGCAUUACAGUGGCUGGUCCUUGCUGGUUGCUAUAUUUAGAUCCUGUCCUUUGUUUGAUUAUGGUCUGUAUACUCCUUUACACAACUUACCCAUUACUUAGGGAGUCAGCCCUUAUACUUCUGCAGACUGUUCCCAAACAAAUAGAUGUUCAUUCUUUGAACUCAAAGUUACGUACCCUCGAAGGAGUUGAAGCAAUCCACGAAUUACACAUUUGGCAACUAGCAGGCAGUAGGAUCAUUGGCACUGCUCACAUCAAGUGCCCUGACCCUUCCACGUACAUGAUGGUGGCAAAGCGCAUUAAAGAGAUCUUUCAUGACGAAGGGAUUCACGCAACUACCAUUCAGCCUGAGUUUGCCAGCGUUGGCUCUGAAUCGGGGAGAGGGAAAUGUGAGUUGCCUUGCAGGACUCAGUGUGCUCUGAAGCAGUGUUGCGGAACAGGGGAAGAUAGUACUGCAAAGAAGACAGAAAAAUCUUCAUCACUUAGUAUUUCUUGUUCGGAAGUUGUCAUUGAAUUUCCAAAAACGAGGAGGACUAAGUCGGAGAGCAUCCCUUCAGUGAAGCUAGAGGCAAACACUGAUCAAAAUGAGCAAUUUGAGUCAUCUUUGUAACUCCCCGAACGGUGCUACCUGAGUUGUGGUAACUUUGUCAACAGCUGUGUUGCAAGAGGAAGAGACAGAUGUUUUGAGUUGCAAUUUUGCCAAGUAGUGUAAUUGCUGAAGUCCUUGUUCUUGUCAUAUUGCUAAAUAUAGAAUGCUUGUUUUAAAGAAUAUAAUGUCACUGUCAUGAUACAAUGUGUUUGUGUUGACUUUGUUUGACUGAGACAGACAGAAAGUGCACCUAUGCUGUAACAACUUCAGAAAACCAGUUUCAACAUUUCAGCAGAGACACUUUUUGCUGUGCUUCAAAUUAAGAUUUUUUUUUUUUAAGUGAAAAGGUAUUUGAGGGAUAAGCAUGUAGGAACUCGAUUUGUGUUACAUAUUUCUUGGACCUACUUUUUCCUUUAAUAUUUGAUUUGUAGAUGUUUUAAUAUAUUGUUUAUUUAGAAGCCCUAAGAAAACCAAAGUUCAUAGAACAUUUUAAAAGAGAAAGCUACUAAAAACUGGAAACCACUUUGCAGUUUCACAUAUUUUUCUUAAAGCUAUGUAAUAAUAAUAAAUGUGAAGGCUUUUCAACUGAA
Molecule: messenger RNA, 2259 nt
Organism: Pseudopipra pipra
Lineage: Eukaryota; Metazoa; Chordata; Aves; Passeriformes; Pipridae
Gene: SLC30A1
Product: solute carrier family 30 member 1
Exons: 2
Coding region: 146-1690 (514 amino acids)
Biological process (GO): intracellular zinc ion homeostasis; zinc ion transmembrane transport; detoxification of zinc ion
Cellular component (GO): endoplasmic reticulum; membrane; Golgi apparatus
Molecular function (GO): zinc ion transmembrane transporter activity; calcium channel inhibitor activity
Source: RefSeq, a predicted model, not a curated record